AUGGGUAUGUGUAAGGAGGGGAAGGUUUUGAGUGCAGUUCAGUUGCUUGAUAAAAUGACUGAAGAGAAAGUUGAAGUAAAGGUGCUCACAUAUGGGAUUCUUAUAAAUGGCCUCUGUGAAAUUCGAGAGACUGGUCUUGCUAUUGAAUUGCAUAGGAAGAUGGUGCAAAGAACUUGUGAAUCUAAUGUCCUCACUUAUAGCAUGAUCAUUGAUUCUCUUGGUAAAGAUGGGUUGAUGAAUGAGGCACUUGAUUUUUUCUCCGACAUGAUUCAUGAAGGUGUUACCCCGGAUGUCAUUGUUUACAGUUGUUUAAUUCACGGUUUGUGUAAUUCCGGCCGGUUGAAAGAAGCUGUGAGGCUUUUUGAUGAAAUGGUUGGCCAAGGGAUUUCGGCCAAUGUAGUUACAUAUAAUUCUUUGAUUUAUGGUUUUUGUCAGCUGGAUUUGUGGAAGGAAGCUACAAGAAUUUUUGAUAAAAUGGUUGGACAAGGGAUUUCACCAGAUGUUAUAACAUUUAUGAUAUUAAUAGAUUGUCUCUGUAAAAGGGGGAUGGUGGGAGAAGCUAGGAUGGUGUUUGACAUGAUGAUUCGGAUAGGCAAGAAGCCUAAUGAAUUUACGUAUAAUUUGCUGAUUUAUGGAUUAUGUUUGACAGGGAGCUUGGAUGGUGCAGCAGAGCUGUUUAAGUCAAUGGAACACAGAGGUCUUGAACAGGAUGUUACUGGCUACAGUACAUUGAUUAAUGGGUAUUGUAAAGGUCGGGCAAUUGAUGAAGCUAUGUGCCUCUUUCAGGAAAUGCAUGAAAAGGGGCUGAAGCCCACCACUGUAACUUACAACACACUAAUAGGAGAACUCUGCCAGGCAGGUAGAGUUAAAACCGCAAAGGGCCUAUUCAAUGAGAUGCAAACUUGUGGGUUAUCUCCAGAUUUGCAUUCAUAUUCUAUACUGUUAAAUGGGCUCUGCAAAAAUGGACAGCUCGAAGAGGCAAUGGAUGUAUUUAGGUCUAUUAAGAGUGCUGGGCUUGAAGCUAAUAUUGAAGUUUUCAGCACACUCAUUGAUGGGAUGUGCAGAGUUGGUAAAAUAGCAGCAGCGAAGGAUCAGUUUGAUGAAAUCUUGAAGAAAGGUAUGGUGCCUGAUGUUGUAACAUAUAACAUAAUGAUCAAUGGCCUCUGCAGGAAUGAGAUGUUGCCGGAGGCCAGUAAAUUGCUCUUGCGGAUGGAAGAGGAGGGUUGCUUCCCAGAUGCCAUUUCAUUUAACAUCAUCAUUUGNGAAUAA
This is a messenger RNA of Ilex paraguariensis (yerba mate), 1269 nucleotides long. The record is from the annotation of a GenBank genome assembly. Lineage: Eukaryota; Viridiplantae; Streptophyta; Magnoliopsida; Aquifoliales; Aquifoliaceae.